UGCACAUUUGUUCUGUGGCACACGUCUUCUCCACUUCCAAUUUUUAUUCAUUUUCAUUUACUUUACUUUUCUUUAUCAUCAACGAUUUCUAAAAUAUCUAUAUAUACACAUACUUCGUCUAUUUCCAUACAUUGUCCACUCUGCCUCUUCUAAGCCACGGAGCAAAAUAUCUAUUUUCUCUGCAAAUCCUAGUGUGGAGAAUAUGGAGAAGACUGAGGCAUCCAGAUUCAAGAGGAUUUGUGUGUUCUGUGGGAGUAGCCAAGGGAAGAAGAGCAGCUAUCAGGAUGCUGCCGUUGAGCUUGGAAAAGAACUGGUUUCAAGGAACAUUGAUUUGGUAUAUGGAGGCGGCAGCAUAGGGCUCAUGGGUCUGGUUUCACAAGCUGUUCAUGAUGGUGGCAGACAUGUUAUUGGAGUCAUUCCCAAGACGCUCAUGCCUCGGGAGUUAACUGGAGAAACAGUAGGAGAAGUGAAGGCUGUUGCUGAUAUGCAUCAAAGGAAGGCAGAGAUGGGAAGACAAUCAGAUGCUUUCAUUGCCUUACCAGGUGGUUAUGGAACACUGGAGGAGCUACUUGAAGUCAUAACCUGGGCCCAACUUGGCAUCCAUGAUAAACCUGUCGGGUUGCUGAAUGUGGAUGGAUACUACAAUUCAUUGCUGUCAUUCAUUGACAAAGCUGUGGAGGAGGGCUUCAUCUGCCCGAGUGCCCGACACAUCAUUGUAUCUGCACCUGCUGCCAAGGAGCUGGUCAAGAAACUGGAGGACUACGUUCCUCGCCACAAAGGGGUUGCUUCGAAGUUGAGCUGGGAGGCAGAGCAGCUUGGAUACCCUCACGUGCAUGAAAUCUCGCGGUGAUCGAGAUUUAUGCUGCUACGUAGAAGAUCUUGCUCGUUAGGACAUGAAAAUAUGGCGAAACCGGAAGAUGCUAAUUGACAUGAAGUUAGAUUUUUGUGGUGAAGGGAUAUGUUUUUUGUUUUUUGUUAUGUGUAUAGUACUCUCGCAAAAAUUGGGCUGAUCUUAUCCUGCUAGCUAUCUCCCUUCUUUCUAAUUAAAAACAUUGGCACUACGCAACUUGUAAUUAACUACCAAGGUGCACAUGGAUAUUCCCGGGUGACUAGUCACAUUUUACUCAGUAGUUUUUGUUUCAUGUUUAAAUGUCAAAGCACUUCAUUAUAUUCUAUCAAUUCAUACUUACUAGUACUACAUAUAUACAUAUAAAGCAUGUGUCUCAUUGUAUAUUUUCUAUAUUUGGCCUCAGUGUAGAUUUACA
Messenger RNA from Cuscuta epithymum, 1265 nucleotides. The record is from the annotation of a GenBank genome assembly. NCBI's taxonomy places the organism in Eukaryota, Viridiplantae, Streptophyta, Magnoliopsida, Solanales, Convolvulaceae.